AUGUCGCUCGCCCAGCGGCUCAACGAGCUUGCAUCCGCCAACUCUGAGGGCCUUCUCGAUGAUGACGAGUAUAGAUUGCUUCGCCAGGACGUUUUUGAGAGAUACUCACGUAACAUAUCGAUCUCGGUGGAAUCGCCUGCUGCCACUCAUGGUCGAUCGCCGUCUGGGGUCUCUUCAUCGAGCAAGAAGCAUGUCACCUUUCCUGCAGGCCGCGGUCGUGCACAAGUCGCGUUUUCUCCUUCUACUCCUUCUACACCAACUUCUCCACCUACUAGUACACGGAGCAAGGCCUUUGUCACUUUUGGUGUAGCAGAUCUCUUCCACCGUGCUACCAGCCGUAAACCUGCAAAGGAUAUCCCAGCAGCUUCGUCAAGUAACCCGACUAAUUCCCUCAAGCGGGCCUUCAUUCCACGCAUGCUGUUCAGAAAACAAAGUGUUGACAUGACGUCUAUUCGCACGGCGUCUUCUGGCACCCACAACGAAUCCUUCCCGAUAUCUUUGCACAAGGCUAGUUUGAGCCCCGGAACCUUCUCGCCCCCGCGCAGCCCUACCCGUUCCAAACGUAUUAUCACGCCGCCAUCACAAACAAAGGUCGACACAUCUAUCAGCGAUGAUAUUUUCGAGGACGGAGGGCUAACCACCACCGCGGGCCUCCGUCAGUUCAUCAAGGAAUUGGAAACGGAGCGCCAGCGGGUGCUGAAAGCCUUUGAUGAUCUUGAGAACAGUGCAGCGGAACGGCAGAAGCGACAUGCUAUGGCUAACGCUCUCCCUGCAAGCACUGAAUGGCUUAAUCAAGACAAGCUCGCUUCUUCCUCAAUGCUCCUCCCAGAGGGACAUAUUCCAAACCAGGCAUCAAAUGAUGCUCUAUCGGUAUGGUCCAACGCCUCCAUAUCACGAAGCAAAUCAUUGUCCCAGAAACCGUCAAGCCCAAAUUCAAUCCGUCGCAAGGGGUCCAUUUCUUCUGUAUCAUCACAGGGCACAUCUUUGUUGUCGGUCAAUCGUCCGACCCUCAGCAGCCAUACCAGUCUCUCACGCAGUUCGGGACAUUUGCCUCUAGGUGUUCACGGCAUGCGUUCUUCGGAGACCGUGGGUUUGGAAGAUGACAUGACAGAGAUACAGCGCAGAAGACUAGAAGUUACUAGACGUUAUGAGGCUAGACUGGAGUAUUUGCGAGCGAGAUUGAAGGGUGCCGAGUUGCAUGAGAAGCUACUGAAGAAAUAA
Molecule: messenger RNA, 1221 nt
Organism: Desarmillaria tabescens
Lineage: Eukaryota; Fungi; Basidiomycota; Agaricomycetes; Agaricales; Physalacriaceae
Exons: 4
Coding region: 1-1221 (406 amino acids)
Source: RefSeq, a predicted model, not a curated record